Molecule: messenger RNA, 1610 nt
Organism: Oncorhynchus masou masou (cherry salmon)
Lineage: Eukaryota; Metazoa; Chordata; Actinopteri; Salmoniformes; Salmonidae
Product: centrosomal protein of 70 kDa-like
Exons: 8
Coding region: 1-972 (323 amino acids)
Biological process (GO): regulation of microtubule cytoskeleton organization; cilium assembly
Cellular component (GO): centrosome
Molecular function (GO): gamma-tubulin binding
Source: RefSeq, a predicted model, not a curated record
AUGGCUUCAAGCCUGUUCACUUUGCUGAUCCCGUCGCGAAUAAGAACCUUGCAGUCCUAUCAGGAACAGUUAAUGGACACCAAAGCUCAGAGGGAGGAGCUUAGGAAUGAAAUUCAGCAGUUGAAGCAAGACUUGGAAUCUGGACCCACAGUGAAAGAGCUGAAGUCCUACAAAGAACAACUGAGACGCAUGGGCAGACUUAUUCACCAGAGUAACAUGAAGUCUGCUCAGGAGUUUAAAGAAGAGGGGAGGGCUGCUCUGAGUAACCAGGAGGUGGCAAAGGCAAGGGCCUUGGCUGCCAGACACGAGAAGGUUCUGAAUGACAUCAAAGCGGUUUUGACUACUUCCGGGGCUCCACUGAGGCUCCAUAGACCGAGGCCAUCAACCAGCCAUCCGCUGUCCAACAGGGCCUCAGAGAUGGUCGAGUUUGACGAACUCCUCUCCACUCUGGAGAUGUGGUCUGACCAACUGGCUUCACUGAAGGACUUGCACUGUGCCCUGAGUAAGUUGAUGCUGAGACUGUUACCAUGGCAGCCAGCAUGCGCUACUAGUCUUAUGGAAAGUGUUCGAGUGGAGGAUCUUAUGCUACUGGUGGACAGUCUGCUAGAGGAGACCAACUCUGGGGAGGAUAAGUUGCUGAGGAGCCCCACUAGGAACACACUCCAGUCAAUGGUGUCCCACUUCCAGAAGCUGUUUGAUAUAACCUCCCUCGGCGGAGUGUAUCCACGUAUGAACAAGGUCUACACCAGGCUUGGGGAGAUGACCAACGCUAUGAGGAACCUCAGGGACAUCCUGGCCCUGGAUGACAGAGCACCCCUUAGUGAGGUGGUAAACCAGGUAACCAGUCUGGUCAACUCCGCAGAGGCCACAAGCUCCACAGGUACAAGCAGCAUUGUCAGUAUUAUCUUGAAGGUAAAGGAACAUGAGGUGUUCUUCCCUGCAUUCCACUUUUUGGUUCAGGAGCUGCUCUAGACUCUAGGUAGGGAAAUGUUACCAUCCAAUAAUGCAUUUGUUUUAAAUUGUUUACUGAUCAUCUGGUUAUUAGUACAUCUAUUUUGGUUGAUCUUACAGAUGUUGACUGUCUGGAUGACAUCAUGCCUGUUCUGAGGUCACUAAAGUCAAGAGCAGAGUAACACCGGUGCUUUGUAAUUAACAAUGCCUUUAUGUUUUGUGUAUUUGAUUUGGAGUGAUUUUAUGGUGUUCUACUUUUGAUGUGUAAAUUAACAUGAAUUAAUACCUCUUCCAUAAACAAGAUCUCAAUUCAGUACAGUGAAAUAACAACAUGACAUGUAUGUAUGAAAAAACAUAAGUUUUAUUUUUUAGUGAUUAUAAACCCUUCUUUCUCCACACCUAAGAACAAACCUCAGUUCAUAUGAGUUAAGAAAAAAGCUGUGGACAAAAAUAUUGCAGGUAAAAAGUUAUUUUCAAAGCUAUCCAUUCUGAGAGGGGGGGGGAGAAAGUUUGGUAAUUAUCAUUCCACACGCACGACAGUUCUUUACAAAGUCAAAACCACUUGACCUAGUGUUCCAUUUAGAUCAUUGAGCAACAAAAAAAACAUGGUUUCACUCUUCAAAAAUGAAUUCCCAUGUCAGCAGCUGCUUCAUUCUUUA